GCCCCCCAGCGUGGUGCGUCUCCUACAGCUGUAUCUCUAUGGUAACGACUGCAGCUUUCCCGCGGCUGCAAGCAGAAUGGCGACUGGGGGGCUGGGAGAUAGUGGCGGCUACUACUUCAGAUACAUGCCUCAGAGACCCUUCCCGUCCCUGAGCUCCCGAGAGACCACCAGCCGGCUCCGCCAGUGGUCCAUGCUGGGCAGAAUCCAGGCGCAGGCGUUCAGUUUCGACCAGAAGUUCCAGCCCUACCAGAAGGAUGAUUUUGUCAUGGCUUUUUUCAAAGACCCAAAUGUUAUUCCAAAUUUGCAGUUACUCUCAAAUUCUUCCGGACAGUGGACCAUAUUAGGAACUGAAGUGAAAAAAAUUGAAGCUAAAAAUGUUCCAUGCACACAACUUUCAAUGUCAUUUUUCCAACGGUUAUAUGACGAAAAUAUUGUACGAGAAAGUGGACACAUUGUCAAGUGCUUAGAUUCUUUCUGUGAUCCGUUUCUCGUUUCAGAUGAACUAAGAAAAGUUUUGCUCAUUGAAGACUCUGACAAAUAUGAAGUCUUCAGCCCGCAGGAGAGGGAAGAAUUUCUGUUCUGUCUUUUUAAGCAUCUCUGCCUCGGAGGGUCCCUUUGUCAGUAUGAAGAUGUGCUUAAGCCGUAUCUGGAGACUGCAAAGCUGAUCUAUAAGGAUCUGGUGAGUGUUCGGAAACAUCCUCGAACCAAGGAAAUACAAAUUACCUCUUCUGUCUUUAAAGUGAAAGCCUAUGACGCCGUCGGUGUGUGCUACCCGUCAGCUACUGAACAUGAGCAGACGUUCUCAUACUUCGUUGUGGACCCCAUCAAGCGCCACGUGAAUGUCUUGUAUCAUUGCUAUGGUGUAGGGGAGAUGACUUAGUGUUGCUCAGACCAUCGGUCAGCACUGCCCUUAGUUCUCUGUGUCCCUGUUUCAGCACUGAUGGGUGGAUAGAUUCGGUCUUCACAGAACAAUCAAAGACAACUGUAAAAAGCCUGUCUGAGGCUGAAGAAAGCAACACUAAUGUGCCUUUUUUCUAAAUUUGCCCAGCAUACUCAUGUAGUGAUCCCUGAUGGAACCUGUACAAAGCAUAAAGUUAUAAGUUCAUGUCUGUUCUAUCAAGGCACAGCCACAUUCUUAACUUCCUAUUUUUUAAAAUUGUUUUUAGUUUUUUGAGGAAAUGUCUCAUGUAGCCCAGGAUAGGUGAGCCUUGAACUCAGUAUGUAGCUGAGGCUGGAUCUUGCACUCCUGAUCUUCUUGCCUCUACCUCUUGAGUGUUGGGAUACAAACAUGUACCACCAGGCCUGGCUCUAUGUGUUUUUUGUUUGGGAAGCUAAUUAAUUCUGGAUUAGAAUGGAAACAUUAAAAACCACCUUCACCACCAGUCAUUUGAUGUGAAUUAAUAUGGUUUUAAAACUUCAGUUCAUGUAAUUACAUUUUUAUCAUUGCAGAAAGGUUUAUGUCUUGCUGGCAUGAUAGCACAUGACUUCAGUCCCAGCACUUGGGAGGCAGAGGCAGUGGAUUUCUGUGAGGUUGAGUCACCUUGGUCUACAGAGCAAGUUCCAGAAUAGCCAGGCUACACAGAAAAGCCCUGCCUUGAAAAAUAAAAACAGAAUUCUUUUGCUUCAUCUUUUCCUCUUAAAUUCUCAAUUAAAAAUAAUUGUAAAUAAUUUUUACAUAAUGAAAUUGUAUCUACACAGGCAGGCAGGCACGCGCACACACAUACACAUACACACAACUAAUAAGAAAAAAGCCAGGCAUGGUGGCUCACAGCUGUAAUCCAGUACUAAGGCAUGGUUGCCAUGAGUUUGAGCCCAGCCUAGGGCACACAGUUAACUAAAGUAUGACAAAACAGUAAAGAUAUCACAGAAAGAAUAGGAUUAGACUCCGAAUCCCAGUGGACCAGAAAUAUGGCUUUGUGACUACGAGCACUGACUGCUCUUCCCGAGGGUGCUCUUUCAUAUGGCUCGUGUUAAAUUCCCAGCACCCACAAGGCAACUCACACUCUAUGAAACUCCAUUUCCAGGGGAUCUGACAAAACACCAAUGCACAUAAAGUAAAAAUAAAUUUUAAAAAAAUAAUUUUAAAUUCUUAUUAUGUAACAUUAAAACCCUGCCACACAAUGUCUAAUUGAUACAUAGUGGUGAUACAUAUAUUAUGUGGUACCUGGAGGUUGUUACUAAUACUGGAACCCAGCAUUCUGUGUGUGGUACCUGACAGCAGGCCAGAGGGAGUGGCAGCACUUGUCAGAGCAGUGGCAUCUUCUUUCCCCAUCUCCUGAGGUACCACCUCAGGUACCUCACCCAAAGCCACCUGCUGCCAGGAAGGCCUUCCCGUCCUAAGCCAUGGAUCCAAUGCAGGGAAAAGGUGGUGGAAAAAACCCACUAAUCCUUGAGCAGGAAAAUCCACCAAUCCCUGAGCUUCCCACAGAACCUCACCAAUUCUCAUUCUGGAAAUCUCUCCUCUGAAAAGCUGCUUCCUAAGAAAUCCAGUAUAAGCCAUGUUCAUUAUUCAACUUGCUGCCACUUCUCUCAGGAGCAGAGGCAGCCACUCCUGGAUUCUCCCUUCCUAAUAAGUCUCUCUGAGGUUUGCUGUAUGUUGUGACUUCAUGGAGCUGUAACAUUUUCACCAGAGCAGAGUGGAGCAGAACUGUUACAGUCUUCCUAGGGAAGGCCUUCCUCAACAGAGCAGAGUAACACUUCUGCAGGGCAAGCCUUUUCCUUCAGAACUCCUGUACUUACACUAAGCAUGCUAGGCUAUUGCUCUAGUCACUGUGAUCUGUCAGUACAAGGCCUUGUGUAGCGCAGUCCGGCCUCAAACCUGAUAUGUAGCCGAGUAUGACAUUGUACUCUUGACUCUCCUGCCUCUACAGCCCAAGUGCUGGGAUUACAAUUAUAAGCCACCAACAACUGUCUACUUAUUGAAUUUUUAAUUCCGCCACUAUUUAUUCUGUGAUCCUGAAAUAUUUAGCCUUUUUCCUUAGUUGCUUUUUCUAUAAAAUAGAGGAAAUAAUAAGAUUCCUUCAUAAAUUGUUUUGAAACUUAUAAAAAUUAAAACCUAUCUCAGAUGUACAAUGCUACCAAGUUUAAGGCUGCAUUUAUUCUCAAUUAGGGAAAUACAAAGAACUGAGAAGCUAAGUUAUCUGUUGGCUUCCUUGGGGUCAGAAUUGCUUUUCUUCAAAUUACUAUUACUUAGACUAUCAUGUAAGCAAAGGGAAUAUUGUUGCAUCUCUCCCUGGACCCAGAGGGUAUAAACUCCUGAGUGAACCUGUAAACCAAACAUACAGUUAUCUUUUUUUUUUUUUUUAUGUGUAUAAGCAUUUGCCUGAAUUUUUCUCUGAGUACUGUGUGCAUGCCUACCACUCAAGGAGGCCAGAAGAAGCUGUCAGGUCCCCUACAGUGUAAGUCUUGACAGUGUACUGACAAUAAGUGUAAGCUCUUGACAGUGUAACUGCCAUGUGGGAACUGGGAACUGACCCUGGGUCCUCUGCAGGAGCAGCAGAGCUCUUGACCCUUUUGGCAUAUUUGGACUAAGCUAUUUUAAUGCACUGAUUUGUUUAAGAUUUAUUUAUUUUAAGAUUUUAUCUUAAAAACAGGGUCUGUGGGGCUGGAGAGAUGGCUCAAUGGUUAAGAGCACUGUCUGCUCUUCCAAAGGACUCAGGUUCAAUUCCCAGCACUCAUAUGGCAGCUCACAACUGUCUGUAACCUCAAUUCCAAGGGAUCUGACACCUUGACACUACUG
Meriones unguiculatus (Mongolian gerbil) is the source of this 3739-nucleotide messenger RNA. It is a transcript of the gene Cfap300, whose product is annotated as cilia and flagella associated protein 300. NCBI's taxonomy places the organism in Eukaryota, Metazoa, Chordata, Mammalia, Rodentia, Muridae. The record is from RefSeq and is a predicted model, not a curated record. Bases 77 to 880 code for a protein of 267 amino acids. The transcript has 7 exons.